Messenger RNA from Nestor notabilis (Kea), 1022 nucleotides. RefSeq names its product thioredoxin domain containing 5 (endoplasmic reticulum) (gene TXNDC5). The record is from RefSeq and is a predicted model, not a curated record. Bases 57 to 1022 code for a protein of 321 amino acids. The transcript has 9 exons. Gene Ontology annotation, biological process: protein folding. NCBI's taxonomy places the organism in Eukaryota, Metazoa, Chordata, Aves, Psittaciformes, Psittacidae. Gene Ontology annotation, cellular component: endoplasmic reticulum. Gene Ontology annotation, molecular function: protein disulfide isomerase activity.
GACAUUGUCAGCGCCUCCAGCCAACAUGGAAUGAUUUGGGAGAUAAAUACAACAACAUGGAAAACGCACAGGUCUAUGUUGUUAAAGUGGAUUGUACUACAGAUACUCCACUGUGCUCUGAAUUUGGCGUCCGAGGAUACCCUACCCUAAAGCUGCUUAAACCAGGACAAGAACCUCUGAAAUACCAAGGCCCCAGGGACUUCCAGGCACUGGAAAACUGGAUGUUGGAGAAACUAAAUGAGGAACCAUCUGAUCCAGAAUCUGAUGUGGAACCACCAAAAGCCCCUGAACCUAAGCAGGGAAUGUAUGAACUCUCAGCAGACAAUUUCAAGAUGCACAUAGCAGAAGGUAAUCACUUCAUCAAAUUCUUUGCCCCUUGGUGUGGUCAUUGUAAGGCUUUGGCCCCAACCUGGGAACAGCUGGCUCAAGCCUUUGAGCAUUCAGAAACUGUCAAGAUUGGCAAGGUCGACUGUACCCAGCAUUCCAAAGUCUGCUCUGAAACCCAAGUUCGUGGCUAUCCCACGCUCCUGUGGUUUAGGAAUGGUGAAAAGAAUGACCAGUACAAAGGGAAGAGGGACUUUGACUCCUUAAAGGAAUAUGUGGAUUCCCAACUACAGAGCUCUGGGAAAGAGCCACCAGCAGAUAAACCCGCUGAAGCCCCGCAGCCACCCGCAGAACCCACCCAUGCAACAGUGCUCUCUCUCUCUGAAAAAGACUUUGAUGCAACCAUUGCUAGGGGGAUCACAUUUAUUAAAUUCUAUGCUCCAUGGUGUGGUCACUGUAAGAACUUGGCUCCAACUUGGGAGAACCUUGCCAAAGAGCAAUUUCCAGGUUUGACUGAUGUCAAAAUAGCAGAAGUAGACUGCACUGUGGAACGUAAUGUCUGCAACAGAUUUUCUGUACGUGGUUAUCCUACACUUCUGCUUUUCCGAGGUGGAAAGAAAGUCAGUGAACACAAUGGCACAAGAGACCUUGAAUCACUGCAUAGCUUUGUCUUGCGUCAGGCAAGGGAUGAACUGUAA